Messenger RNA from Lagopus muta (rock ptarmigan), 5073 nucleotides. RefSeq names its product family with sequence similarity 120B (gene FAM120B). The record is from RefSeq and is a predicted model, not a curated record. NCBI's taxonomy places the organism in Eukaryota, Metazoa, Chordata, Aves, Galliformes, Phasianidae. Gene Ontology annotation, cellular component: nucleus. The transcript has 10 exons. The coding region runs from base 645 to 2696 and encodes 683 amino acids.
GGAAGGAUUGAGCCUGAAGGCCCACCACCUCCCCCUGCAGAAUACCCUCCCGAGAGCACCCUGUGGGUGGGGGGCCAGGCAGUUAAUAGCAGCUGAGUUAAUCUCUGGAGCCUGCAGGAGUAUUGAUCUCGCCUGGUAGCCGGGCACUUUACUUAUCGCCAGGGAUGAGCAUUCUUCUUAAUACAGUUGCACACAGACAAAAGAAGGCUCACAAUUGCUGCCUUCCCCGCAGCCCCUCGCCCCCCUUCCCUUCCCAGCGAGGGUCAGAAGUCCUUUUUUCCAAUUCUAUGCACAUAGCUCCACCUCUUAAUAUCCCCCGAAAGUGUGUGUGCAGAUAAGAGUGGACAGCUGGUGUGCAGGGUGCCAGUGCAAGACAGCUGCUCUAUUGUCUAUUCUCUCCCAGCAGCUGCCCCGCUGCAACAAUACCCCCGGCCCCGGAGCCAAUGGGGCCGGUGCCGGCGGCCGGGCAGCCUAUCCCUGCCCACGGCUAAUCUAUGGCACGCGCGUGAUUUCGCUGCAAAAACUUUUUUUCUUAUUCAAAUAAAUAAGUCUAAAGUUCUUCCUCCCUCCUCCCCCCCGCUCGGAACAGGGGCGGGCAGCUCCGGGCAUGGUGAGGAGACUGCGGUGAGCUUCAGAAAUCAACCAUGGGCAUUAAAGGUUUACAGGGAUUUGUGGCGAGAGUUUGCCCUGACGCAUGCAGAAUGGUAGAUCUGAAAGAGAUGGCAGAAAAACACCGCAUCGAUCAUCCAGAUGUCACGCCUGUUAUUGUAGUAGAUGCCAUGAGUUGUGUUCGACGCUGGUACACACCAGAAUCCUGGGUGUGUGGUGGCCAGUGGCGAGAGUACCUUACUGUUUUAGAGGAUUUCAUCGAAACUUUUAAAGCAGCUGGUAUCGAGUUGGUGUUUUACUUUGAUGGAGUGGUGGAAGAGAAAAAGAGAGAUGAGUGGAUCAAACGGAGGCAGCAGAAUAAUAAGGAAAUAGCCAACCUAUUUCAGUUUAUCAAGACUCACAGGAAACAGCCGGGGAGAGAAAUGUUCGUUCUUCCCUCAGCUUUGCCUACUUUUACACGGUUUGCUCUAAAGUCACUUGGUCAGAAAACAGUGUGCACAUUGCAAGAGGCAGAUUUUGAGGUGGCUGCGUAUGGUUUGCAGCAUAACUGCAUGGGAAUUCUUGGGCAAGAUAGUGACUACCUCAUCUAUAAUACAUCUCCCUAUUUUUCCAUUGAGAAGCUCUGCUUGGACAGACUAGUCACUGUUAUGUACUCCAGAGAAGAUCUUUGCCGUGCGCUAGGUCUUAAUAUGAUGCACCUUCCUCUCUUUGCUUGUUUGCUUGGCAAUGAUGUUGUUCCAGAGAACAUGCUGGAAGGCUUCUGGCAUAAAUGUUUAGUCAUCUGUCCCUCCAGGAAUAAGAGCUACAACAGAAGAACAAGCAUAAUUCUAGCUGUAGCAAAAUAUAUCUCCAAAAUUCCAUGCUUGUACAGCAGCCUGAAACACUUGGAAGAUAUGCUACCUCUGGGAUCAGACAAGACAUUACUUCACAGAGGAAUGGAGUCCUAUCUUUUGCCAGGGCAGCAGUCUCCAUGGAUUCCUCCUGAUGCAAGAAAUUUCAAAAUGUUCUCAGGUCAAGAAGAAACACCCAUGUGUCGAGAUAAGGAAAUCUUUCAGUUAGCUAAAGAACAUCACAUCCAAUCUGAAAAUUAUGCAAUCUUCAAUAUCCUGAGUAAUGGAGAGCUUGAGUGCAGCAACUCUUUGGAAGAUGAUUGUGAUACAGAGAUUCCUGGACAGGCACUCAUCUAUCGCCCUGCUCGUCAGCAUAUUUAUUCUGUCUUGUUGGAAUCAGGAGAUGGAGCCUGUCCUAUGGUAAAAGAGUGGUUUGUCUAUUGUGGAAAUCCUCUACAGGAGCCAGACCUGAUACAACCUGUGCAGCCCUCUAUUCCAGGUGGAACACCUAAUUUGAAAACACUGUGGUUUGCCAAAGGACCUGACGUGGAAAAGCAACGAUACAGUACAUUUCUGGCAUGCUUUCACCUUCAGGAUGCAAUGGAAGAGCUCCAGGCUCUAGAAGCACCUGUUGCAGCAUUCUGCUGCUUGCUGACCUACCUUAUGCUGCAGGUCAGUAGUCUCUCUCUGGAAGACUUAAAUGCAUUUGUGGCACUCAUUCUCUGCCUCAGAGGAAAGUCAGCUGCUGAACUGGCAAGUUUGCAGCUUGUGCAAGUGGACUCCAGAGCUGUACAUCUCGGUGCUGUUUUGGUUCGUGGCCUUACAACAUUGCUCAUGGCCAAUAGUGCCUGUGGCUUUCCAUUCAGAAUGGAUGAUUUGAUGCCCUGGAAAGUGUUUGAUGGAAAACUUUUUCAAGAAAAAUACCAAAAGUCACACCAGAGUUGCUCUUUGGAAGAGCUUCUGGAAGGCAAUGAGUCUUUGUAUACACCCUUCCAGAAUCUGAAGUCGCUCAUUUGCAAGGUUUGUGCGGUGAAGAAAAGAACAAUACAGAGCAAACCAAGAGGGAGUGGAUUUAUCACAGGAACACACCAAAGAGAACUUAACCCUAGGUUCCAGCAAACACACAGAAGCUCCUUUGUUUCUCCAUAUCAUAAUCAAAUGAGGGGCAACCUCUGGAGAAAUCCUCAACCACAAGGUAGAAGAUACAGAUCAGGGCAUUCAGACCAGAGGAGAAGAUUCCAUGUUCCACCUUGGUAAAGAAUAAAUGUGAUGACCUAGCAGACUGCGAUGGUGGGAUAGUUGCUGUUGGGAUUGUUUUUUGUCUGUGAGAGCCUCUUACAAACUUUACAGAAUAACUGAACCAUAUGACUGCAGAAGAAAUGGAUCAAAGCUGAGAGUAUUUAGUAUGUGAAUGCCUUGCUAUGUCUAAACUUGCUAUGAGACCAGAAUCACAGAACUAAGGUUAAUGGUACCAGCUGAGGUGUAGCUACAUUAUUUUGUACCACUGACAAUGGAAAUUCUAAAGCAUUUGUACCACAUCAUAAGAUAUUCCUGGCUAUUCUAGUUUUGUAUACUCCAAGAGUUUGCCCGUCAUGAAUGACAUGGAAUACUCAUGCUGAAUUGUGGUUUGUGUCUUGGGUAGAUUAUAUCUUAAGGAUUAUGCCACUGGUACUGAAACCUGUUGAAAACUUUGAAAAAUGUCAUCACUGUUGCCAUUUAAACAUCACCUGCCAGCAAAACAAAAUGACCUUCCUGUAAAAUGCAGUGCUUUCUGGAAACAGCCAAAAACUGCUGUUGCUUUUGGUACUUAAGCAAUUCUCUCAUCUGAAUGUGCGGAAUGAACCACAACAUUGCAGAGGAGAGAAAGAAUCUGAGUCUUGUCCUGCCCUACUUUGGCAAUAAAUAAUACUUUUAAGAACCAGACUUUUCCCUGUCCAAAAUCUCAACGAUAUAAUUGAAAAUUGUCUUCAUCAAUGUAAUCCUCAACAGUUUCAUUUUCUUAGGUUUCUACUGAUCUUUUAAUAGGCUUGACUCAAGUGGAUGUUUAUGGAACUGAUUUCCUCUGUUUAUGUGCUUUGGAAUCAUCAUAUCUUUAGUUUUGUACUUCAGCAUUUUCAGUAUAUUAAGUCAUAUCAUAAUCUCUGUAUGGGAAGUAUAUAAUGAAAGGAAAAUGAAAGCUUGAUAAGACUGAGCAGCAGAAAUGAAUAAAGGAUAUGCAAGGAUGGAGGCAAAAUGUUAAAAGGAAGUUUUAUAAUCUGGUACAGUGUGCAGAUUCUCACAGGACUAUCUUUAGUUAUUGAGGAUGUUGACUAUUCCAAACUGCUUUUAGAAUUUUUUCACUUUUCUGUUCUUCAAUCUGUAACAAUCAGCAAGCUGUUUACUGUGCUGAGUGAGUAAGAUGUUGUGACCCAAUUCUUGCUUAAGUUAUGUAACUUUAUGUUACAUUCUACAGAAUAUACAAUAUUUCAAGCUAGUUAUUGUAAAAAAAAAAAAACACAAAAACAUUCAGUGCCUUCUAUCUGGCUUGAAUUUGUACACCUUUGGCAUCCACCUAUUAUUUUCUGUCUAAAUUCCUUUGAUUUCCUUUUAUUUGAGGAUUAUUUUUUUUUUUAAGGAAAUUCAAAAUAAUACUUUUCAGGCACAUGUGGCUUUCAUGAGCAGUUUGCUUUUGAAACUUUUUAUAGGACUUUCUGUUAGUAGAAUUGUUUCAGUGUUGAUGCUUGUGUGUCUUAUUUGGCUCAUCACAACUGUUGAUUUUUUAGGUCGUCCAGAUGAAGUUACUCAAUACUGGAAGUGGAUGAAAAUAUUGUAAUUUUCUUGUAUGUCUUUUUCUGAUUGUGACACAAUAAAUACAUUCUUUUGUACUCUGUGUAUAGCAACAACUAAACAAAUAAAUUGACAGCAACACAGGAUUUCUAAUUCUGAGCAGACACAGUUUUUACACAAUAUAGUAUCUGAGUUAUGUUGCAGGACUCCUGUUUUGAAAGGGAUACUCCUACUUCCUUUUUUGCUUGAUUUGUCAAUGACUGUAAUUGUACUACCUCUUUUUUUCUUCUACUUUUUCUUUUUUCUUUUUUCCUUUUUUUCUUUUCCUUUUUUCCUUUUCCUUUUUCUUUUUCCUUUUCCUUUUUCUUUUUCCUUUUUUCUUCUUUUUCUUCUCCCUCUCACUCCCAAAGCUUUUGGAAUAAUGUGGUCUCAGUUUUAUGGAAAGUUGUUUAGUUUAAGGAAUCUUGUGUUUAACAGUGUAUAUGAAAAGAAUGCCACUAUGAGCCAGAAUUUCUUAGUAAUUCCUCUUUCAAUUCAGAUACAAGGGAAGAUUUCUGUUGGCCUUAAGAAACAAAAUUACAUACAGUUAGAGUGAGAUUUUUUCUGUGCUAGCUGUGAUAUGAUAUGAAUUGUUGGUAAUAAUUGCCCUGACUACUGAAGAACUAUUAGACUCUGAGAAUUUGUGUUGGUUUUUUUCUCCCUAAUACUAGACUAUAAACAGAAACUGCUGUUAUUAUUUCCAAGCUAAGAUUUUUUCCCACUUGGAAUAAUAGAGCCAAUGUAGGAGGAAGCUGAAAGAUAAAGGGAUUAUUUUCCAGUGUCAUUGAAAUUUAAAUUGAUCAGAGUACCACAAGGCUUAUGGACUGCA